Molecule: messenger RNA, 2365 nt
Organism: Argentina anserina (silverweed cinquefoil)
Lineage: Eukaryota; Viridiplantae; Streptophyta; Magnoliopsida; Rosales; Rosaceae
Product: protein tesmin/TSO1-like CXC 6
Exons: 8
Coding region: 362-2194 (610 amino acids)
Biological process (GO): regulation of DNA-templated transcription
Cellular component (GO): nucleus
Source: RefSeq, a predicted model, not a curated record
GGUUCUUUCUAUCUAUCGUCCCUAAUCUCCCGAAAUCCCCCAAUUCCGUUCAGCCUUCGCCGCUCUCUCAUCGGCGGCGGGGCUUCCAGAAGCUUCCGAUUCAGCUAAUUCGAUUCUCUCCUCCUUCUAAAUCUCCGAUAUUUUUUUUUUCAAAUAUUUUUUGCUUCGUAACUUGUUAUCUCACCGCCGCGGAAUUCCGGCCGGUCCGCGAAGGUUUCUGGUACGGAAGCAGAUCGGUUUAAUGUGAGAGUAGUCUGAGUGUUUACAACGAUUUUGAGGAGUUUUUAUUUGAAUUAAAUGUGAGAUUUGGAGAGAGAAGGCCAAUUUUUCCGUGCUCGUUUUUUUGAAUUUGAGAGAUUAUAUGGAGCAGAGCGAAACGGCUUCCGGCGCGGCGGCGCCGAAGAAAUUGGCGAGGCAAUUGGAUUUCACGGCCCCUCCUGUCCAGCCGUCCGCCAACGCCGCGUUGCCGGAGCGGUCUGGACCUCCGUCGGUUCAGCUACAGCCGCCGCCGCCGCCGCCGCCAGUUUCUCAGCCGCAGCCGCAUCCGCGGGCGCAUCCACAGACGCAGCCGUGGGUGCGGCCACAGCUACAGACACAGUCACAGCAGCAGUUGCAUAAGUCAGCGGCGCAGCUGGCCUUGCAGUCGCAGCAGCAGGGGACGGCGGCGCAAUCGCCGAAGCCGUAUAUGACGCAGACGGUUUUGCACUUCCAGGCGAGGCCGGUGGGGCCGACGAUGCCGGUGAACGGCCGGAUUGCUCAGAUUCCACCUAGGAGAUAUGAGUCUCCUAAACCACGUGCCCGCAGCGAAUCUAAAGACAACACUCCAAAGAAGCAAAAGCUGUGCAAUUGUAAAAAUUCCCGGUGCCUGAAGUUGUACUGUGAGUGCUUUGCAGCUGGAAUUUAUUGUAAAGGCUGCAACUGUUUGAAUUGUCAUAAUAACGUGGACCAUGAAGCUGCUAGGCAGGAUGCGGUUGGAGCAAUUUUAGAGCGUAACCCAAAAGCAUUCAGACCAAAGAUUGCUAGCAGUCCACAUGAAUCUCGCGAGUCUUGGGAUGAGGCUGGCGAGGUUCAAAAGCACCACAAAGGAUGUGCUUGCAGAAAAUCUGGGUGUCUCAAGAAGUAUUGUGAGUGCUUCCAAGCCAAUGUUCUAUGUUCUGAAAACUGUAAAUGCAUGGACUGCAAGAACUUUGAUGGAAGUGAAGAAAGAAGGGCUAUCUUUCAUGAAGAUCACAAUACGAUAGCCAACUUGCAACAUGCAAAUGCAGCCAUUAGUGGGGCCAUUGGAUCCUCUGGGUAUGGGCCUCUUGUGUCUAGACAAAGACCGAGUGAUGAACUUUUUUCUGGCGUUGGAGCCAGAGAUCAAUCAGCUCAACGUGUUACACAGGCUCAGCAGGAAAAUCACUUAGGACCUCUGAUGACAUCGUCGUCUUUGUCAUCUGUUCCUACUCCUCAUGUUUCAGUACCAGGAUCUUCAAAAACCACAUACAGAUCUAUGUUGGCAAAUAUCAUCCAACCUGAGAACAUAAAGGAACUGUGUUCACGUCUGGUUGUAGUUUCAGAAGAUGCUGCAAAGGCGCUUGCAGAAAAUAGGCAAAAGGUGACGGUUGAUAAGACUACUACCAUUUCAGCCACUAUAGAGGGGAAAGAAAGUAAAAGGGAACAGGAGCAAAAUUCUGCGCAUGGCGACCAUUUGGUAAUGAAUCAAUCGGAUAAAGAUGGUGGCAGUGGUUCUGGAUCAGAUGGAGGUGAUGUGCAAAAUAGUAGGCCAAUGUCCCCUGGAACACUGGCCCUGAUGUGUGAUGAAGAUGAUAAGAUGUUUAUGGCAGCUGAGCUGCCAAAUGGAAACACGACUAAUAGUCAAAGCACAACUCAGAAUCAAUCUCAGGAAAUAGGUUGCACAGAGGUUUAUGAAGAGCAGGAGAGGGUUGUCCUCUCAGGAUUCAGGGAUUUCCUGAACGUUCUUAUAACUCGUGGUAGCAUAAAAGAAACAAUGUAUUCUCCUGUAGUUAAAAGGGAGAGGGAAAUCCAAAAGGAUCUUGUGGAGGGUGGAACCCCAAAGAAACCCAUGGGCCAGAAAGUGACAUGCAGCAAUGACAUUGGGAAAUCUCCUUCCACAAAUGGUAAAGUGCUUCAGUCAGUAGUCACUUAUGUCUCGGGAGUUGGAAUGGCCUUGAAAAAUAAUACCGGGCAAUAAAAUUUAACAUUAAUAGAAUCGUUACUUUAGGAUAGAAUUAGUUCAAGUGCUAUCACUGUGCACGAUAUUUGGGCAUGAUUUCUUGUCAUAUAUUAGUUGACCUUAGGUCUUGUAAAACAUUUUUGGAGAAUCUAGUCACAAGUAGACCCUUCUGUUUCAGCAGAAUUUGAA